GUCGUUUUGUCAAACCAGCAGGAACACGCUCUAGCAGCCCUGACAUUGCGUGCGUACGCGCGCGCGCGCGCAUCGCUGAUAUCCCCCUGAUUCCGACGUUAAACAUCGAUCGCGACCGCUUUCGCAAGACGCAGUCUAAUGCCGGCAGUCGACAGGGGAAGUAGCCCGAAAUCAAGACGUAAGUUUAGUAAUUUGAUCCUAAUAAUUUAGCUUUUUAAUACCGAUCCGAUUUUACGGGCUCGCCGCCCGUCGUGUUCAUCGACCUUGUCCUUCACUCGCUUCACACACCUGAGAUAUUGCAAUUUAACGUGAAAUAUCGAGCAGUCUCAACGAGCACAUUGAUUGUUUAAUUUCCGCGACGAGAUUGCGAGCGUAACAUCGUCGCGGAUCAAAAUCAAGUUCAUGGGACAACGUCGGACAACCGAGAGAACCGGAAGAAGAGUCGAUUAGUCAGUAAAGGUCGAGUACAGAAUGGCGCUAAUCUACUGGGACAAGAUAUUUCUAGUGAUAAUAGCGCUGGUCAGUUUGAGGAUCUUCAUAAAGUUCGGGAUUCUAGCGUGGAAAAAGUUAGUCGCCCCGAGUCUUGGAUUUGGAAUUGAUUUACGAACGCAAGGGAAAUGGGCAGUGGUGACCGGUGCAACUGAUGGCCUUGGUAAAGCGUUCGCCAAGGCGCUCGCCAAGAAGGGCAUGGAUAUUGUUUUGAUCUCGCGCUCCAUGUCUAAAUUGAAAGAGGUAGCUGCUGAGAUCGAACGGAAAUACGGUGUGGAGACUCGCGUCGUAGAAGCUGAUUUAACCGAGGGUCAAGCAGUUUACGCUGAGAUUGGAAAAGCAACGCAAGAUCUAGAGGUUGGUGUCCUUAUUAACAACGCCGGCGCAAGCUAUGAUCUUCCCGAAUUGUUCACGAACGUAUCGGAGGAAGUCCUCGCGAGAAUACUGCAAUUGAAUGUAGCCGGAGUGACUGGGGUCGCGAGGGCGGUGCUGCCCAGCAUGAUGGAACGAGGAAAAGGGGUGCUCAUUAACGUGAGUUCGACGGCCGCAGCUAUACCGAGUCCUUAUCUGUCUGUUUAUGCCGCUAGUAAAGCAUACAUCGACAAACUCAGCGCCGACCUAGCUACGGAAGCGGCUCUGAGAGGUGUUACAGUCCAAUGCAUUCUGCCUGGACCAGUCGCCACGAAGAUGUCCAAGAUCAAGAGACCAACAUGGAUGGCGCCUACUCCGGAAAAGUUUGUCGAGGCUUCGUUGAGGACGGUCGGCAUUGAAUCACGCACGACCGGAUAUCCACCACAUUCCCUGAUCAUCGGCGUUGUGAAUGCGUUGCGGUAUACUUGUGAAACAGGAGCAGUGUGGUUAGUGGCGAAGACGAUGCUUAAUAUAAGAAGACGAGCUCUUCGCAAGAGGAUGAAGAAAUCGACAGAUGUGCGAAGCACUUCGCAACGAGAUGUUCUCUCUAGUUGAGUUCGCACAGUUUUUCAACGACGUUCCCUGUUAAUAUACAACACAACGCAUUGUUUCAAUCAUUCUUGAGUGUUGCUCUUUGUGUUUAGUUAAGUAUUUAGUUAGAUAUUUUCAUGUCUGAAUUAUCUAUCUUUUAAAGAAAUGCAAAUUGUUCCCUAUUGUUAUGGCAAAUCCAUUAUUCUAGGAGAAAAGUAUAAAGAAUAAUAGCCUAUUGAAAUCAUCU
Molecule: messenger RNA, 1678 nt
Organism: Pogonomyrmex barbatus (red harvester ant)
Lineage: Eukaryota; Metazoa; Arthropoda; Insecta; Hymenoptera; Formicidae
Product: hydroxysteroid 17-beta dehydrogenase 12 spidey
Cellular component (GO): endoplasmic reticulum
Molecular function (GO): oxidoreductase activity
Source: RefSeq, a predicted model, not a curated record